AUGCUAAUUAUAUGUCUAAGGUCCAAUAUUGGAAAAUUUAAGAGGUUUUCCUUGACUUUGUCCGUGUCAACAAACAAUUCGAAAUGCCUCGGCUUUUUUAGCAUAGGUCCGAGUCAAUUAGCAAUGAUUCGAAACACUUCCUUUUACACUAUUUCUGAAACCCAAGGACUCAAUCGUAUGGAUAUGUAA
Linum tenue is the source of this 189-nucleotide messenger RNA. NCBI's taxonomy places the organism in Eukaryota, Viridiplantae, Streptophyta, Magnoliopsida, Malpighiales, Linaceae. The record is from the annotation of a GenBank genome assembly.